CAACCGCACGUGACUAUCACGUGCCUGGAUUCUAUCCCCGCUAAUAAGAGAGCCGCGAAAAGAAAACCCUUCCGCCCCUCCUCUCCUUCCUCUCUCUCUCUCAAUCGCUGCUGCUGCUGAUUUCGUUUUUCAGAAAUCUCCUGCAUCCGAUCUCUCCGAUCACAGAUAUUAUGGAUGCCCGGACAAGUUUCCGGCUCAUCUCCUAUUCAUCUGAGAUCGUCGAUGGACAGCCAAUCUAUGUUUCAUCGAAUUGCCUUCCUGUGAAAGCCGCAAAAUUUGAACCUGCUGGGCAUGCAUUUCACGCCACAGCACUUAGACUUCUUGGUUUCUGCGAGGAAGAAGAUGCAGAUACAGAUGAUCAGAGUGUCGUGUCAGAUGAUAAAGGUCAAUCUUAUAUGCCAUCAUCGGAUUCAUAUAGCACUAAAGGGAAAAAGAAGGGUGGUGAAGGCAAGCAACAGGACCAUUAUGCAUUGUUGGGACUGGCCCAUCUGCGGUUUCUGGCGACUGAGGAACAGAUACGAAAGAGCUACCGCGAGACCGCCUUGAAGUACCAUCCCGACAAGCAGGCCGCCCUUCUUCUUGCUGAGGAAACUGAAGCGGCGAAGCAAGCAAAGAAGGAGGAGAUAGAAAAUCAUUUCAAAGCCGUUCAAGAAGCCUAUGAGGUUCUAAUAGAUCCCGUGAAGAGAAGGAUUUAUGAUUCCACUGAUGAGUUUGAUGAUGAAAUCCCGACCGACUGUGCUCCACAGGACUUCUUCAAGGUAUAUGGGCCUGCUUUUAUGAGGAAUGGAAGAUGGUCUGUUAAUCAACCAAUCCCACCUUUAGGGGAUGAGAAGACACCAAUUGGAGAGGUGGAUAUCUUCUAUAAUUUCUGGUACGUCUUCAAGAGCUGGAGAGAGUUUCCACAUGCAGACGAGUUUGAUAUUGAGCAAGCCGAGUCCCGUGACCAUAAAAGAUGGAUGGACAGGCAGAACGCGAAGCUGAGAGAAAAGGCUAGGAAGGAAGAGUAUGCCCGGGUACGUGCACUUGUUGACAAUGCCUAUAAGCGGGAUCCACGGAUCGUUCGACGGAAGGAGGAGGAAAAGGCUGAAAAGCAGAGGAAAAAGGAAGCCAAGUAUCUGGCGAAAAAGCUGCAGGAAGAAGAGGCUGCGAGGGCCGCUGAAGAGGAGAGGCGUCAGAAAGAGGAGGAAGAAAAACGAGCUGCAGAGGCCGCUUUGAAUCAGAAGAAGCUGAAGGAGAAAGAGAAGAAGCUUCUGCGGAAAGAGAGGACUCGCUUACGUACGCUGUCGGCACCCAUUGUAUCCAAACGCAUGCUCGAUCUCUCAGAAAGUGAUGUGGAGAGCAUAUGCAUGUCAUUUGAGAUGGAGCAGUUACGAAAUCUAUGUAAUGAAGCAGAGUGCAAGGAAGGGAUUGAGCGGGCACAGCUGCUGAAAGUUGCACUUGCGGCUGAAGGCAGAGAAACUACUAAGCAGAACAGUCCUUCAGAGCCACCCAGUCAGCAACUGAACGGCGCCCCUCCAGUGGUCAAGCUAAAUGGCCCAUUAAGCAGCUUUGAGAAGCAAGAGAAGCCUUGGGGCAGAGAAGAGAUUGAGAUGUUGAGGAAAGGCAUGCAGAAGUAUCCAAAGGGAACGUCUCGGAGGUGGGAGGUUAUUUCUGAGUACAUCGGUACUGGAAGAUCAGUCGAAGAGAUUCUCAAAGCAACCAAGACGGUUCUUCUCCAGAAGCCCGACUCGACAAAAGCAUUCGACUCUUUUCUAGAAAAGAGAAAGCCGGCUCCAUCCAUCGUAUCGCCUCUCACAACCAGGCUCGAAUCAGAAGACAGGCCGCCACCUGCUGAUGGCAUCGUCGGAAAUGGAGCUCCUACAGCAGCACCCGAACAGUCUUCGGGCAGCGGCGGGAGUCACCCGAUUCCAGACGGCGCAGCAGCGCCAAAUGGUGUUUCUUCGAGUAAUGAACAAGAUGUGUGGUCUGCCGCCCAACAGAGGGCACUGGUUCAGGCUCUAAAGACGUUCCCGAAGGAAGCGGCCCAGCGGUGGGAGCGUGUGGCUGCUGCAGUCCCUGGGAAGACAGUGAACCAAUGCAGGAAGAAGUUUGCUCUCAUGAAGGAGAAUUUCAGGAGCAAGAAAAAUGCAGAUUGAUUGGGUUUUUUGUGGGGGAGCUGAUUCAGGAUUCAAAACGGGGAAAAAGAAAAAAAAAAAAGAAGGCCAUGUCUCCGCUUACCAAAUUAGAUAUUUUUUUCUUCCUUUUGCAGAUAGAAUUAUAGCGAAAUUCGGGGGAGAGCUCUUUCUUUCUGCGACGGCUUUCGUUGUUGCUUUUUGUACACCAAUGGUUUCUGUUCGAUAGUCUCGAUAGGGGAGGAGAAUGCUGAGAUGGGAGAUGGGUUUUGGAGCCAAGCUGCCCGAUUCGACAUUAAAAGGUAUUAUAUAACGUACUUUCACAUGUUUCUGAUGCCUGUUAGUUAUAGAGUUAUCAUUAUUAGACCACAACACCAUUGGGGUUUGUUUGUGAUUUUUGUUAUGUUGAGGAGAGAAGCUGAUCAACGGUGGCAGUUUGUUUUUCAUUCGAGUAGCUGCUAACCCACCUGUAUGACCUUUCGUAUAUAUCCAAUAUGCAUUGGCAGCUGAUGUUGCCUUAAAACCA
Magnolia sinica is the source of this 2637-nucleotide messenger RNA. RefSeq lists its product as uncharacterized. The coding region runs from base 171 to 2135 and encodes 654 amino acids. Lineage: Eukaryota; Viridiplantae; Streptophyta; Magnoliopsida; Magnoliales; Magnoliaceae. Gene Ontology annotation, biological process: 'de novo' cotranslational protein folding; regulation of translational fidelity. The record is from RefSeq and is a predicted model, not a curated record. Gene Ontology annotation, molecular function: Hsp70 protein binding; ribosome binding. The transcript has 2 exons. Gene Ontology annotation, cellular component: cytosol.